Molecule: messenger RNA, 711 nt
Organism: Acromyrmex echinatior (Panamanian leafcutter ant)
Lineage: Eukaryota; Metazoa; Arthropoda; Insecta; Hymenoptera; Formicidae
Source: RefSeq, a predicted model, not a curated record
AUGAUCCCAAAAAAAUUGCCAAAUUAUCUGGUACAAGGCUGGCUGGCUCGACAUGCAGCAAUAAAAGCUAUACUUCACCAAUAUGACGCACUAAAACUCCACUUUGAAUUGGCUAAGGAAAAGGACCGAUGCUACACUGCAGAACUUCUUUAUGAUAUGUACCAUGAUGAAAAGAAUUUAUUUAGUUUUUUAUCCUCAAUACUCUCAAAAGUUACUGCAAUAAAUAAAUUGUUCCAGUCCGACAACGUCGAUCCUCUUAAAUUGUUUGACGAUUUAAUGCUGUACUCUUUACUACAAAAAAUCGUAAUACCACAGCAUUUGAAAAAAAAAACAAGGAGACAGAAUUUGGAGCAUUUUGAAUUACGACAAUAUUUAAUGUCAACGAACUGCUUAAAUUUAGGAUAUGAAUUCAAUCUUACUUGCGCAGGCAGACCACCGCAAAAUGUUAAGAAUAUUAUGCACAGAUCUAUUUUAAGUUUACCAUGUUCUAAUGCGAGCGAUGAAAGAAUGUUCUUGAUCAUAAAUAUUGUAAAAGAUAAAUUAAGAAACAAAAUGUUCAUAAAAACCAAAACAAUUUUACAUUUAAGGGACAAUCUUCCGGAUGGAUGUAUAAAUUUUGCACCUUCAAAAGAAAUGAUUCGAAAAUUUAAUUCCGAAAAUAUGUAUUCUUCUAAUUUUGUUGAAGAUGUGUUGGAAACAUUUGCAGAAUAA